Molecule: messenger RNA, 1774 nt
Organism: Epinephelus moara (kelp grouper)
Lineage: Eukaryota; Metazoa; Chordata; Actinopteri; Perciformes; Serranidae
Exons: 3
Coding region: 734-1774 (346 amino acids)
Molecular function (GO): protein binding
Source: RefSeq, a predicted model, not a curated record
ACUGUACACUGCCUGCCCAGCAUUUAUCAAUACACACAAUAUGAUGUCACCAUUUCAUAUGCUGGGGCUACUAAGAUGGCCCUGUCCCCUCUGAAAUCAACCCCAGUCCGACUUUACCACCACAAAACUACUUUAUACACAAUCAUCACAUGUGUGUGUCUAUAUUACAGAGUUACAUAAUUUGUCUUUCUCCAAUGAAAUGGCGCACUCCAGUACAAAACAGUUGAUACCCUGCCAACUCAGCAGGCUUCAUAUCUACAUUGUAUGUGUUCAGCUGUGUUGGUUUGACAAACCACUCCAUCAGAAUGUCAAAGUCUCCUGCAAAGCAUCAUACACCAGCAGAAUUAUACACCUUUAGACUUUGAACUCUUACCAGAUGACCUUGUUUUUCUAACUGAACAAGAAAAGGUCCUUCAACUCCUGAGGAAUAUGUCAGUGAGCAUACUGUAGUACUGGACUUUGGUGACUGAACAGUCAGAGAACAACACACAGAGAGUGAAAGGGGCAUGUCACUCCAUUUUCUGUGGAAACGCAACCCAUCUCUCCCAGCAAGUCACAUCCAACCUGUGGCUGUAAAUGGGAGGAGCGACAGAGACGGAGAGAGGGGCAGAAUGAGAAAACACGGCGUCAGAGUGACAGACAGAAACACAGAAAAAGCACAGCAUGUUAAGUUUUGGUAGAUAUAAAUAUUACUGCAUCAGACAGCGUCAACAUUUUCCUCUGAAGUAAAGAAAUGAGUAUCUUUCAAAUUCCAUCAAUCCAUCUCUCCACACAAUUCCAAGUCCCAGUCCCCCCAACAGAAACACAUCCCAUAAUACAGUGUAUUAUUAACAACAACCUCAAGAAGCUCAAAAAAAUACUUAAGGACAACAACGUUAAUGAUGUUUACCCAUGCCAAGAGUGGAAUGACUACAUAACCCCACUGACUGCUGCUGUUGUAAAUCACAACAGAGAUAUUUUUACUUUCCUUUUGCAACAAGGUGCAGACCCAAACAAGGCUUCCCAAAAUAACUUUACACCUUUGCAUUAUGUCUCAAUAUCCAAAGCACCACUCCUUUUUGUGGAGAAACUGCUUGAAGCAAAAGCUAAUCCAAAUGGAUCGAGUGCCAGACAACGAUUCACACCACUGCAAGCUGCUGCCAUCAGUGACAGGGAUGAUGUCAUGAAAGUGCUCAUAUCUGCCGGUGCACAGAUACCACUGUUGCCUGUCACUGAUCUUGAACAUAAUAUUCACAAUGAAAAAAUAUCUCAGAUGGUUCAUAACCUUGCAUCAAAUGGAAAUAGGUUUUGCUCCAAGAUCAGAUAUUUUUUGGAUGUGGCAAUUGCAGUGCGAGGGAAACCGCUUGAAGAAGUGUUCAAAACUUUUCACAGUCACAUGCUGCUGGAGGAUCCCCAGAACCGUCUUGCAAUGAUUGAAGUACUCUUUAAUGUAAAUGGGCUGAAUGCAGAAAAAUACCGCCAGGCAAGUAUUAAAUGGCUGAAGGACACUGGAAACCUGAACUCUUACAUUGCAGGUGCAGUCAGUCGUUUCCCAAAUAUUCCCCAGGAUUAUGUCGUUCACGCAAUUUCCAGUUUACAUGCAGUUUUCUGCACAGUGGAAGACAUACCAAAUGAGCAGGCUUUGGCUAUAAUCCCCCAUCUACUGAAACAGCUUGGCUCAAAAGAGAGACGAGAUACAUGUCAACUUGCUCUGCAAACACUAUAUGUGAUAACACAGAAGACAAAAGACACAAAUGGCUGGGAUCCCAACUUUGUUGANAGAAACUCAAAAUGA